Messenger RNA from Benincasa hispida (wax gourd), 3440 nucleotides. Its product is annotated as Alkaline-phosphatase-like family protein. The record is from RefSeq and is a predicted model, not a curated record. Gene Ontology annotation, cellular component: endoplasmic reticulum membrane. Gene Ontology annotation, biological process: GPI anchor biosynthetic process. Gene Ontology annotation, molecular function: mannose-ethanolamine phosphotransferase activity. Lineage: Eukaryota; Viridiplantae; Streptophyta; Magnoliopsida; Cucurbitales; Cucurbitaceae.
UCUUCUCUCUCCAUUCUCGCGGCUCUCUGUUUUCAUCGUUUUGCUUUUGAAAACUGAAGCUUGUUUUGAAGCUAAAUUUCGCGCAAAAACCAUGAGGAAAUGGAGUUUGUUAUGGCCGUUUUGGGCCAUAAUGGCUGUUCAUGGUGUUGCCAUUCUCAUCUUCGUUAAAGGAUUUCUUCUUACUCGUACAGAGCUUCCUUAUUUCAGUCACUGCUCCGAUAUUUCUGAAUCUCCCUGUUUCACCUCCGAUUCACUUUCCAACACCAGUCCUUCAGUUCGGCCUCCUUCUGAUGCAGCAAAUUCCAGCCGUUGCUGGACCAAGCCCGCCGUUAACCGCGUCCUCAUCAUCGUUUUCGAUGCUCUACGGUUUUCUUCGUUUCCCACUUGUUUCUCAUCCUUUAUUAUUGUUCAUUGACUAUGAUCUGAUUCAUUUAUCUUUACUCGCUUUGUGUUAUACCUAUUUGUAUAUCAGGUUUGAUUUUGUUGCUCCCAGUACAUUCUUCGAAGAAUCGAAACCAUGGAUGGAUAAGUUACAGGUGCUGCAUAAAAUGGCAUCGGAACGGGGUUCAUCUACCAAGAUUUUCAAAGCCAUUGCUGAUCCACCCACCACAAGUUUGCAGCGACUGAAGGGCAUUACAACUGGUGGACUGCCAACAUUUAUUGAUGUUGGAAACAGCUUUGGUGCUCCAGCAAUUGUUGAAGACAACUUGAUUCAUCAGCUUGUUCGGAAUGGAAAACGAGUGGUGAUGAUGGGGGAUGACACAUGGAUGCAAUUGUUUCCUCAUCAUUUUCAAAAAGCAUUUCCCUAUCCCUCAUUUAAUGUUAAAGAUCUUCAUACGGUAGACAAUGGAUGCAUCGAACAUCUUCUUCCAUCCUUGUAUGAAGAUGAUUGGGAUGUUCUCAUCGCACAUUUUCUUGGUGUGGAUCAUGCUGGGCAUAUAUUUGGUGUUGAUUCUAGUCCAAUGUUUGAAAAACUGGAGCAGUACAAUACUAUUUUAGAGAAAGUAAUCGAUGUGCUGGAGAGCCAAUCUGAAACAGGCGGGUUACAUGAAAACACUCUUCUUCUUGUCAUGGGUGAUCAUGGACAAACUUUGAAUGGGGAUCAUGGUGGAGGUAGUGCAGAAGAGGUUGAGACGUCUCUAUUUGCAAUGAGCUUUAAUAAACUUUCAGCAUCCAUACCAUCUGAAUUUGGUACUUCUUCCUGUCAACUAGAUUUGGAAGGAAGGGAGAUAUGUACCAGCUCCAUCCAACAGCUCGACUUCCCAGUGACCUUAUCUGCCUUGCUUGGAAUUCCUUUUCCUUAUGGAAGCAUAGGGCGUGUAAAUCCUGAGUUAUAUGCUCUAGGUGCUGGUUCAUGGAAGUUUUAUGGUAUGAAGGUGGAAAACUACCUAAAUCAGUCAGAACAAGGAUGGAUGCAGAAUUAUGUCAAUGUACUUUGUAUUAACUCCUGGCAGGUGAAAAGGUAUAUUGAUAAUUAUACUGCUUCAUCUGUCAUUGGAUUUUCUGAUGAAGACUUGCUUCAUACUCGUAGUUUGUAUGAUGAUGCAAUGGAGAAUUGGGCCCACAUUACAAAAGGCUUAUUAUCUAAUAAUGACGGAAGCCACAUUAUACCUUUACUUAAGAGGCAAAUUGAUGCAUACUCUAAUUUCCUAGCAAGUGUUGCUGAGCUUGCACGUUCUAAAUGGACAGAAUUUAAUUUGAAAAUGAUGACUCUUGGUUUUGGUCUUAUGUUAGCUUCACUUUUUGUCCAUUUCCUUGCUAUCAAGAGGGUUAGCAAACAAUGCAGCAGUUCUUUUGCAAAUGAAGAUUGUGGAACAACUUUUGAGUUGAUGCUUUCUUGCUUUUUGGUGGCGAUACGUGCAUGUAGCUUUCUCUCAAAUAGCUUCAUUUUGGAAGAAGGAAAAGUGACAAGUUUUCUUUUGGCUACUACUGGCAUUAUCAUGCUACGAUAUUCAAUCGCAAAGCAGAAACAUUUUCUGAAAGUCGUUAUUUUCCUUCUUUUGAUGAUCUACUGUAGAUUUACAAUUGAAGUUGGUCUAUUGAAGCAGGCCGAUACAUCUGCUUUCUUGAAAGUUUAUCCUUCAUGGGUGCUUGAAAUUGCAUCCCUACUGCCUGGUUGGACUUAUUUAACAGAGGCUGUGCCAAUUAUUGUGCUGAUAGUAUUGGUACAGUUGCUUCUUAAAAGCGUUGCUGGCAUCCAAUCGAAGGGAAUAUGGCAGUUUGUUAUGUAUGGAACAAUUUUGUGUUAUAUCCUUACUGGAGUCCAUUGGGCUUUAGAAAAGGAUGUGUUGCAUUUUGUCCCAGUUAUUGAGGGUAUUGGAACAAAAUGCAUUCCAAGAAUAGUCUAUGCUAUUGGACUCGGACAACUGUCAUUACUAAUAUUUAGGCAUCUAUUUGGUGAAGACAAACCUUUAGAUUGCAGACUAACUUUAGUAACCAAAACAGCCGCCAUGUUAGCUGCAUGGAGUCCAACAGUUAUUAUUCUAGCGGGAAAGCAAGGUUCCUUGGUCGCUUUGGCGUCUGUUAUUGGAGGAUAUUGCAUAGUAAGUAUGGACAAUCUAAAACAAGGAGGGGAUGGAAAUGGUAGAAUUCUGACAGUUGACAGUCUUCCUAUAACGCAGUGGAGCUUGUUUGCCAUAUGCCUCUUUUUUAGCUCUGGCCACUGGUGUGCUUUUGAUGGCCUUCGCUAUGCUGCUGCAUUUAUUGGGUUUGACGAGUUUGUUCUAGUUCGCCAAGCUAUCCUUCUCAUGAUUGAUACAUUUGGCUUCUCUAUCAUCCUUCCAGUUUUCGGACUUCCUUUCAUUGUUGCAAACAAAUAUUCAUCUACUCAGGCUGCAAAAGGGGAAAGCGUUCUCUUCAUGGGCAUAUCUCAAGCUUACUUGAUGUAUGGGCUCAUAAUGGCGGUUCCAGUUACAGCCACUAUAUUGUGUGUCAUAAUUCAAAGGCGGCAUUUGAUGGAUAUGACGAGGGUGUUAUGGAUGUGUCAUUCUAGUUGAAAUAUCUAGGUAUGGGGACUGUUUGCUCCGAAAUUUGUGUUUGAUGUGGUAGCUCUGACUCUAACAGACCUCUCUAUUUGUUUGGCCACAUUGUAUUAUGUGCCACAUCUAUCAACAUAGGGCCACCCAAAAUUUGUAUCAACCUUCAUCCAUCGCAUUACAAUGAGCUUGUGGUGCCUUGAUCGAAAACUUCAUGGCAUAUUUGCGUAAGGCAUUGGAGUUGCUUUUUUGAUCCAAAGGGUUCAUUUAUAUUGUGAGCCUCGUGAUAAAUAACUCUUCUGACUUAGACUUGACAAUUUUCUAGACUAAACAAGUCCACUUCUUGGCCCAAAUGUUUUCCCGAAGAUUUUUGGUGUGAUUUUAUGAAUGUUUAUGGCUUGUUUGGAUUACAUUUAUUAUUAGUUAAAAUACCAUUGUGGUCUCAAUAUUUUGAAGUUUGCUCAA